AUGCUGGUGAGCCUGCAGGAGAAUUUGCGCAUGUUGGAGGAAGAGGCUGCGAAGGUAGGACGGGAGGAAGCAAAGAAGAGGUUGGAGGAUGGGGAUGGUGCGCAAGCGCUGUGCACAGAUGUUGGAGGCAGGGAGGUGUGCAAACAAAUCGCUGUAGACAUCCAGGCAGUCGCGCAGAGAUUGGGGCCACAGGCAAGGCUGCGCGUGGAGGAAGCCAUUCGGUCUGCGGAGGUGCAGCAAUCUGUGUCGCCCCAAGGCUUGGCCGUUCCAACAAACGAACCACUCAGCUUCUUCGACGCAGGGACCUGGCCGGCUUGUUUUACAGAGUUUCUGUAUGGAGAUGGCUGUCCUGGCUUGAAGCGUGAUGCUGCUUGUCUGUUUGAACAGCUAUUUGCCUAUCUUCUAGACCGACAAGAACUCGAAUACACCAUUCCUGGAGAAGAGCAGCACUUCCGCUCGCCUCGACAGAAUCGGUUUUCCACUCCAGAAAUGAUAGCGGUGUUCGCGGACGUGCGCCGAAGGCUCGCCCUCUUGAGCAGCACCAGAGCCACGAUUUCUCGGCCAGGCUUUGCAGCGGACUUGAAACUGAUUUCAGAAGCCACUCCGGCAGAUUUUGUGGAAGCGAUGGGCAUUGCUGGCAAAGAUGCAUCGCUCAAGCAAGUUGCGGGCCAUCCAGAGGUUUCCAAGAAGUUGAAAGCCGUCCUGCGUUCGCUGUCUCUGAGCACAGCCAACAUUUGCGGAACCGAAGGCCGCAAAACCACACAAAGGCACAUUGGAAAUUCCAUGAACAUUGUUUAUGGGCCGUGUUCCUUAUUUGUAACUAUGAACUUCGCGGACACCCGCUCCCGCCUCGUCUACCAGCUACAUGGAGGCGGAUUGGAAGAAAACAUAGAAGUGGAACUGUGGAAGGAUGACCCUGCCAUGCCAUCUUUGCGAGACAUGCACCGGCUGGUGGCUUGCGACCCUCGUGCUCAAGCAAAGUUUUUCUUGCUCAUGAUGGAACUGCACGUUCGCCACGUGCUUGGCCUUGAUGAUGUCCUUUGGGGGAAGCGCAAGCUCUGCUCACCCAGCAUUCCAGGUCGAGAAGAUAGUUUUGCCGCAUCGCUUCGCCCGUGUCUUCUCCCAUAUCCGGUAGCUGCAAUGGGCCCUGGCGAGUCCCAGGAACGGGGGUUCGAGCAUGCGCACCUGAAGAUCCAUGGUUUCAGUGUCAGUGAUGCACGACGAAUCAAGGAAGCGCUCCUCGGCUCGGAUGUUGAAACAACUGCUCGCUUGCAAGCUUGGCGACAGCAAGGCUUGCAAUAUGUUGAAUCAGUCUUGCAAGAAAGUGCGACUGCAACUGCAAGGUCGCUGGACCUGCAUCUGCCUCCAGUAGGUUUUUCGAGGGAGCAGCAAAGGCAAACAAGGUUCGAUGGCCUAGAAGAAGAAGAUGGAUCUAAGAGAUUGCUUAUGCCAGUAGUUGCUGACGAUGUAGAUGGCCACGUGGAGAGAGAAAAUGCAGCAGCAGCAGCAGAGCAGAGGGCCCCACGCGGGCCUGUGGACAUCCCUUUGACAGGCUCUGUGAACAGCAGCCUUCCAACAUACAGGUUGCCAGGCGCUUUUGGCCGAAUGCAAAAGUGUGUGAACGAUGCUGUUUCAUUGGACUGUCCAGACCCGAAGCUUUUGACACGCACGCCGUGGCGUCAGUGCGCAAGGUCCGAGGGCAAAGUUACGCUUGAGCUUCCGGAUGGGCGACAGGCGCAAGAUGCCGAGUUGCUGGCAGACGCUGCCAUGUUUGAAGAAUGUUUCGCUCGAGACACGCGCAGAUGUUUCUUCUUUAACCAAAUGCACCGCUGUGUGGAAUCCUGUGUAAAGUAUUCCAAAAGCAAGCAAUCCCGGUCAGAACAAGUUGCUAAAAGUAGGGCGCCGUUGUGCAGGGCCAGGUUCUACCACAUAGUCGAAGUUGUGGUUGACGCAGCUUCGAUAAAGCGGAAAAGACGUCGCGGCAAACGCCCGCGUGAAGCAGUCUGUGUGGACGAAGAUGUUCUGUCGGAGACCUAUUGCAAAGUGUGCUUGCAGAGAGACCAUCCGUUUAUCAGUGUGAGCUCCGAUGUCAUGCAGGUUUGUGCUCGUUGCAACGUGGACUGCCAGUACUUGGAGUUGCUGCCCACUGCCGUCCACCUGGAAGAGACUUCCACGAAGCGCGCGUGGUGGUCCUGUCUUGGCAUUCGUGCUUUGAGCAAAACUAAAGCGGCAGUGGCUUCAUCCCUCCUUUAUGUGUUUCGACAAAUGCAUCAUGCGGAUUUCUACAUCACCAAAUAUGUUGCAAAGCCGCUUCAGUCAAUGAAGCCCAUUCUGGAGCAAUUCUCCCUUGCCAUGGUUCGCCUAGAAGCAGAAAUUGCAGCACAGCCAGACGCAGCCAAACGGCGAAAACUGGACCCUGCAACGCAUGCCAAGCGCACCUUGCUCAAAUUGGCACACGCAGGCAACAGGUGCUUCUGGCAGUCAGCUACCGAGCUAUGCACCAUCCUCCUAACCGGCGGCGAUAUGUUGCAGACACAUGUGGUCCAAACUGCGCCUUGGCUGCAAGAGUCGCACAGAGUCUUCUUCAAACAGGUCAGCUUCAUGGCUUGCAAGGCCAAAGAGCUUAUUAACACGGACAUCGACGCGGUCAUUGGCCAAAUUGAAGAGAACACUGACAUCCACAGCAACAUUGGCCAAAUUGAAGAGAACAAUGACAUCCACGCGGUGAUUGGCCAAAUUGAAGAGAACAAUGACAUCCACGCGGUCAGUGGCAGCUCCGACGAUGAAGCCAAAGGCCCGAGAAUCGAAAUCAUGUCCAUGAAAACUACAAACGCCGCAGAUGACUAUGCACACCGCGGUGCAGCCUUGCGCAGCUUCCAUUUCUUGGGGUACCAGAUGUAUGUCAGGCGUGUGCCGCUGCGUAAAUCUUCUGUCCACCAGGUCUUUCCAUUUGAGCCGCACUACGCAUUAGCUUCCCGUUACGGUCAAGAGGUUCGCUUGAAGAUGGCCAUACCGCGCUUGUGCAACUUUCGAUGUCCCAGCAUGACGGAAGACCCUGAAGGUAACGCAAUGAUGAAAGGCCUGCUGUUUCAGGCAGUCGCGUGUCCAGGGCCAAACUUUUGUCAUCAUGUUAUGCGUUUUCAACCUUUGCUGGGAGCCGCACAGGAACAUGCUGAAACCAUUCACAAGCCAAGCUCGUUUACUUUUGAAUCGGCGUGGCGGGUUGAACGCGCUAGGGUGGAGCUGUUAGCACGCAGGGCUGACAGGCUGGAAGAAGCAGGGCAAAGGCUUUUAGUGUUGCAUGACACGACCCUGCUAAAAGCCUGGCUUCCGCCGGAGCCUGAGCAACAUGGUGUCCUGCCGCAAUCUAGGAGACAGGUUCUGCAGGAUCUGGUUCUUGCUCGCCGGCUGCCCGAACGUACCGCUGAAUCUGUUGCGAGCUUCCUUUGUGCGCAGGACCUGGUGGCAGGGCAUGUGUGUCCGUGCACGCCCGACACGGUGGACAGGCAGGUGGAAGGGCACUUGUUCAGCUUCUGUACAUCGCUGCGUUGA
Molecule: messenger RNA, 3552 nt
Organism: Symbiodinium necroappetens
Lineage: Eukaryota; Dinophyceae; Suessiales; Symbiodiniaceae
Source: the annotation of a GenBank genome assembly